Messenger RNA from Symbiodinium necroappetens, 1893 nucleotides. NCBI's taxonomy places the organism in Eukaryota, Dinophyceae, Suessiales, Symbiodiniaceae. The record is from the annotation of a GenBank genome assembly.
AUGUAUGGGGCGUGGGCCUUCAUCUCCUACACCCCCAUCGACGAGUUCUUGUGCGCCAUUCCGGGCGAGGUAAACAUCUCCAAUGGAUGGACGGUCGGAUGCGGGAACUGCUCGGACACGCUGAUGUUGUGUGACAAAUCGGACUGCUGGAGACAUGCCUUCAACCUCACCUGGCAGUUGGACGCAGCGACGCCAAAUGGCGCCUUCUACGGGGACUUCCAAGAGGCGGCUCUGGAUUCGACCUGCAACUCCCUUGUUCUUACAGCCGACUCGCCAGCUUCCAUGUUGACGAGCAUCGAAGAUAGGAGGGCGAACCCCUCAAGGCCACAAGUUGGCCAAGCCUGCGUCUCUUGGAGUUGCAGAGUCUUGGUGCGGGCCACGAUGAGAAGUCUCGGUACACAUCUGACAGGUCCCGGCAUUUGCACCAAUGAUGCCCCAAGCGUCAAAGAACCUUGGUUCGCCACGGAGUGCAGCUGUGACGACAUGCUCAUCACCAUGGCGCAGGCGACAUCCUUUCGAUCGCUCUGUGGCGCCAUGUCGACAGGUUUGAGAUCGGCUGUCUUUGAGCGGCACCUGUCCAAGAAGGACCAGUGCUACCAAGGCAACAUGGCGGCAUCUGCUGCAAUCAACCCGAUUGAGUACAGCGAGUUUGCGAAUGACAUCAACUGUGAGUCGCUCUUCGAAAACACUGGAUCAACACUGGCAUGGUUUAGUGCCAAGAACUACUUGUUGGCCAAUCUGCCUGACCCGACCAGUUACCCGAUUGCGCCCUACUGUAGAAAAGUCAUGUGCUUUGCAUUCGUCGACACACUCGCGAAUGCAGAGUGCAACUUCACCACGAAUGCUCAGUUGACGGAUGUUUUGACAGCGACGUUGAUUUCUGAGAUUGCAACCGAAUGCCAGGCGGAGAAUCUAGCACUCACGCCGCUGUCGAUGUGCGCUCUGAGUUCCUUCAAUGAGUCCUCUUAUUGUGAAGCACAGUUCCCGGGCCGCAGGUUGGACGAUGAGAUCUCCGAGUCUCCUUGGAGCUUCUUGCAAGGCGUCGAGCCUUUCUCCAAGGCGUUGCGGCCAAACAUCUCCAGCGACGCUGCUGUUAGCAAGGAGACUCGGCCGAAGCCGAAGCCGAAGGUGCAACCUGGGAACGCUACUCGGAAGGAGGCCGUGGUGGAAUUCGAUGGCAUGGAGGCUCUGGCCUUUGUCGAGGACUUCGCAGACUGUGGAGGCCUUGAUAGCUCAUGCAGCUCCGAUCGAAGGCUGCAGGUGACACCUGCGCCUGCAACAACAGGCGCCCUCCAGGAAUACACUGUCACUCCGUGGUCAAGCUGUAUAUGCUAUAUGCAGUGUGUGCCUGGAGUAAUGACGAGAAGCGUCUCGUGUCCGGCGGGCGUUACAUGUCAGGAGCCGAAGCCUUCGUCAGCACAGUCUUGCGUUUGCAAGCACUGCUCGGACUGCGACGUGCUUGUCUUUGUCCUCGCAACUGCUGCGGCAUACUGUGCGACGGGCCUGGUCGCGUUUCUGCUUUGGUUGGGGUUCGUCAUGGUCGCCCAACUGGAAGAGGAUGAUUACACGGAGAUGUCCUGCGGCCUGAAAUGUUUAGGCUGCUUCUGCAAGUUCCUUCCCAUCGUGACAAAGAUCAUGACUUAUGCAACAAUGCUUCUCAUUAUCGUGCUCGUAGUGACGGCACUGGUGCCAAUUGGUGAGCUUUACUCCGAUUGCAAGGGCAGCACGUCCUUCACCCAAUUAGCCAUCGGUGGCAUUGUGGUUUGGGUGGUGCAGCUCAUCGUCGGCGUGUACAUGCACCGCAACAAGCCCAUGCCACCGUGGCUGCACACUGCGCAGUCAUCUGGCGCACUGAAGCUCAUUUGCAAGCCACUGAAUGCAGUGGGACCGUGA